AUGCGGCGCGCGGAAGGCCAGGCCGCUCGGAGGUUCGAGACCGGCGGCGUGGAGCGGCACCCAGAGGAGGACCAGGAAGUGGGCGGGGGAGCGGGUCGGAAGAGAAGGGGCGGGGCUGUGGCGAAUAGCUGGGGAGGAGCUGGGGGAGGGGCAGGGCGGAGGUGGGAGGAACGGGGGGAGGAGUAUUUGGGGCGGAAGUGUGGGAAAGAGCUGGGUGAGGAGGAGCUUCUGGCGAAGGAGGCAGAACUGAGGAGGAGUGGGGCCGAGCUGGGGAAAAAGCCGGGCAGGCACAGCUGUAACGUCCCCUUCUCCGCCCGCCGCGAGCGUCAGGAGCUCCCGUCUGGGGUUCUGGCAGCGCCCUGUGCCUUCCUGCUGCCUGCCUUCGCUGGGCUCUUCUUCCCGGGCUGGAGCUGCUCUCCAGGAGUCCCGGGAAGACAAGGACAAGCUCUUACUCGUUCCUACGGUUAUAUCGCCUUUGGCUGGGGGCGGGAGAUGCUCGUCUCCAGGUCUGCGGCACUCCUGAGCUCUUGGGUCUACGUGCUCUUCAGCGUCCUCAGUCUCUGGGCAACGACCCGGGCCCCAGGCCCUCCGCAGCUGGAGGGGGCCUUCCCGACAUCAGGCCGUGGCCCACCCCUGGUUUCUGGCCGCUCAGUGGCGCCCCACGACCUCUGCUGCGGUCCCUGGGCGGCGGGGGAGGGCAGGGGCUCGUCCCUUUCCUCCCUCACCUGGCCUGGCGCGCCCGGCCUGUGUUGUGAGGUGACUUCGCUCUGCUUGGGGGCCUGGCAGUGGGCUGACCACCUCUCCCCAUUUUUCCUGCACUCUCCUGCUUGUAGCGCUUCAGGUCCCACAGCAAAUCGGGGCGGCUGGCUACCCUGUCUCCUGGGACGGAGGGCACCUGUGGGGAAGGACACGGGUCAUGUUUGCUCCCUCAGGGGAUGCAGGUUUGCCCAGGUGGGCUUCCGAUGCUGGCGGGACGGGCGUGCCUUGGUUGAACAUUCAGCGUCUUUGAGGUUCAGCCACUUCUGUCGAAUCCUGGGUUGGACGAUUGUCCGCUGCCUGAGAUGGGGGCUCCUUUGUAAGUUUCUGCCAGCCCGUCGGGGAGCUGCAGAGCACGGACGGGCAUUAGAGGUCCCCGCAGUGGGCCCCCGUGGUCAGGCCCUCGCAGCGCCCGAGGCCUUGCGAUCCACAUCGACUGACCGGGAGAACCAACACCCAGAAGUGGUGCCCGAGGGGUGGCUGCGUGCGCGCACGGGGCGCCAGCUGCCUUUGCCCGGGCAGCACCUUGCUCUGCCCUGCGGCCGGCCUGGUGGGAGGUGCUUUGGCUUCUUGUGCAUCAGACGACCGCUGGGUUGGGCAGGGGACGUGCUUCCAGGGCGUUGGCUGACUGGCCAUCUGUCAGCGUCAUCGGUGUCAGCGCAGCUUGAUGGGAGAGGGCAGAUCUGGGUACCAGGCGUCAGAAGGCAAAGCCCAUUUAAGUCCGCAGACGUCCGUCCUGUGAGAGGGUCCUGGACUGUGCAGGGACACAGGUGUCCACUCGCCCUUGGGUUACUCAGGGCUGGUGGGGGAGGGGCAUCUUCCAGGCAGACCUGUAAAGCACAGAGUCUGAACCGAGGCGGAAGGAGGGCAACGUGAAGAGCGGGGAAGCCCUGACUCAGAGCCAGGGGCUGCGGAGGGCUUCAGGGAGGAGGGCCGUCUGGGCUGGGUCUUGAAGUGAGAAGGGUCUCCUUAGCUGGGAGAUGGGGGACGGGCCCCCUGGAAGGGCCAGACACGUUCAGGGGACUGAGUCCAGGUGCUUGUGGAGCCAGUUCAUGGGAGAGGAAGCUGGGAAACCAGACUGGGUUCAACUCGGAGGCCACCCUAAGGAGUCAGGCCUGUGCGCUGCGUACAGUAGAUCAAUGCCCUCACUUGCGCUUUUAAAGGCAAACCACUGUUUCUCUCCCUGAGAAGAAUUCAUCGAUUCACUUAUUUGGUUAGUCGGUGAUCUGACAAACCUCUGUGUGCCUCCCAGGCCAGGCAGCAGUUAGAGAAGAGCGGCACGCGGGUGAGUAAGGUGUCGCUCCGCGUGCAGGUGCUUGUCCUUGCCGAUCUGUACACGUGCGCCUUUCUCUGCAGGCGGCCUCCUUUUCCUGGCUUGUGAUGAGGUUUCCAAUUCUUGUUCCUGACUUCAGAAAGAAGAUUAGAGAGACGCCGAGAUGUUGGGUGCCUCUAGUGAGAUAAUGAACGCGAAAAUGAUCUUUUGUCUGUCAAGUGGAGUCCACGUGAAAAAAAUGAUGCUCAUCCUGGGGGCUUCCCUGGUGGCGCAGUGGCUGGGAGUCCGCCUGCCGAUGCAGGGGACGCGGGUUCGUGCCCUGGUCCGCCGGGAAGAUCCCACAUGCCGCGGAGCGGCUGGGCCCGUGAGCCAUGGCCGCUGAGCCUGCGCGUCCGGAGCCUGCGCGUCCGGAGCCUGUGCUCCGCAACGGGAGAGGCCACAGCAGUGAGAGGCCCGCGUACCGCAAAAACAAAACAAACAAAAAUGGUGGUCACCCUACCAUUUGCUAUCUUUCCUUUGAGUUUGCCGAGAGAAGGGAACUAAAUCUAAAAGAGUGAAUCCAUCUGUCCUGAUUCUCCAACUGCCUUGCCUUCUUGUUUUGGGGAUUCAGAAUCUGGACGUCAUGGCCCAGUCACUGAAUUGGGAAUUUCUAAGUCCCUUGGAGUCCAAAAGAAAGACCAUUCUAGAUGUCAGACUGCCAUCCAGGGCUGUGCAGCAACUGAGUGAUGAGAAAAUACCCCACUAUGCGAUCCUGGCGUGCGCUAAUAUUGAGGGUGAGAGAACAUGCUUAAAUCGUCUUACCAAUUUGACAGGAAUGAUUUCAAAUCUGGCACACUGUGGCCUCACUCCUCGCCAGUGUGCCCCUGGAAGAGCAAGCCCAUGCUACAUGAGUCCCUGCCACUCUCCUGAAUAAGCUUCCAGGCAUUACCUACAUGUUGUGUUCCUGUGGAGGGAUGGCAGUAAUCUCAGCUAAGAUAAACCGGAGCUUCUGUGGAUAAAGCGUAAAGGCAGUGAAGUGUGUGCUGUAAGAUUUAACGCCUCUACAGUGCUUAGAUGCAAGUUGAGCUUGGAAUUCCAGAGGUAGAGCAUUGCUGAUUGGAGGCAUAUUAAGAGAAAAGUACUGUGGAAAUGAGAUAAAACUUUUAUUCUUGCUAUUGACUGUUGUCUUCGUAUGUGUACAGAUUCACAAGAGGAUCUUAUUCACAUCUUUAUUGUGAGAAUUUGGUGGAUUUCCUGAAAUUUGGGGGGUGCCCCUGUGCCUUCAGUCCUCAGAAGUUUCUCACUCUUACAGUAGUCCACAUUCUUCCUCCAGCAAUUUGUCAAAAUUACCAGUUUUGGUGUUCCUACCAGUUUAUAUUCCAGAGCCUUCUUUUCCAGUAGCUUUACAGUGGAGAAAACUGGAAGAAAUCUCCUUAACCAAGUCAUCAAGGCUGACAUCACCAGUAUGUCAUAUUGAUACCAUGUACUUCCUGAUACUAUGUGAUGAGAAAGGUACUUCACUUCUGUGCUAUCCUUUCCCAAGAUACAUAAUCCCAAUUUAAUCAUGAGAAAACAUCAGACAAACCCAAACUGGGGGACAUUCUACAAAGUACGUGACGAUCUUUAAAAUUGUGAAGGUCGUGAAACACAAGGAAACAUUGAGAAAUUGCCAUAAAUUGGAGGCAACUAGGAAGAUAGGAUGACUAAAUGCAGCAUAAUAUUCUGGAUUCAAUCCUGGAACAGAAAAAGGACAUUAGUGGAAAGAUUUGUGAGGCACAUUAUACAAAAUAACUGCUCAGUGCUCUUCAAGAUCAUGAAAGAUGUGGAAGGACUGAUAAACUGUCAUACGUUGGAGGAAACUAAAGAGAUAUGACAACUAAAUGCAACAUGGUAUCCUGAAUUUGAUCCUGGAACAGAAAGUGGACAUUACUGGAAAAAUUAGUGAAAUCCAAAUAAAAUUUAUAGUUUAGUUAAUAGUAUUGUACCUAGGUUAAUUUCUUAGUUUUGAUAACUGCACUAUGGUUAUGUAAAAUUUUGAUGUGAGAAAUGCUAAAUGAAAUGUGUGUGGCAGCUGUCUGUGCUGUUUUUACAACUUUUCUGUAAUUUUAAAAUUAUUUCAAGAUCAACUUAAAAGCUAACACCCCCCCUCCCCCCCAGAGAUUCUAAUGUGUAGUCAGGGCUGAGAACUGCUGCUAUCUCAUCCAUUAGGUCCUGCCUCAUGGGUUUCCACUGUGUUCUCCUACUCUCCUCCAUCAAAAUUGCCCUGCUCUGGAGGGAUUUGUUCUCAACUGGCUGCUGGUCUAAAUAGAAUGAGGGAAAAAUAUUUCUACCACUAUCCCAGUGGGAAACUCAUUUCAAAGUUACUAGUAUGGGUACUAUCCCAUCUGCUCUAGCCAGGUGCCAUUGUAUAGUAAGAAUUUCCACCUGAGAGAUUCAUUCCUUUGUGUAAAGCAUCAUUACAUCAUCAUUUUUCAAGCAGCGCUUAUGGAUACUGGAACAUAAAUUCAAUAAGAAUUAUGAGUCAUGUGAAUUGGUAUAUCAGGGCAUUUUCUACAACACCACAAAACACUGGGCAUCUGUGGAGGAGAGAGCUAAAUUUGUCUAGAGUUCGCCACAAUCCAUUUUAACUCUCUAAACAGAGAAGGCCAGUCCUUGGUGGGAGGCAGGAGGCUGGCACUGUGGGUAGUUAGAGCCAGGUAAUUCAAGACAGCACUCAGAGCGUGAUUCUCAGGUCUUAGAGAACUGCCUAAGGUAGAGAGAUGGUCGACAUCUUGGAUAGCGAACUCCUGUUGCUAUGACAGCUUCCGGGAGCACACUUGUCUCAUCGGAGUCUGGGGCUUAUUCAGUUGGCUCCGCCCUCUCCUGGAGUGCUCUGUUUCUUAAAAGGGACUUGCCCUUUAUUUUGCUAGGAUUAGUCAUUAUGGGUUGGUGAAUUGCCCUUUCCCCGCCUCCACCCCAGCUUUUCAUCUGCACCCUAGAAGGGAGGCUUGUGUCUUUGGGCCUGCUGAGAGUCCUCCAAGAGAGCUGAGCUGAGAGAAAAUUAAGAACAGCUGGGGGUAGACACAAUGACAUCAUGUGCCUCUAGCAUAAAAAGCAGCUCACAAACUCUGAUUCAAGGAGAGAAAAAUAAUGGGAACUGGAGAAAGGGGCUGAGACUUGGGAACUAUGCAAAGGCUGAUUACCGGGGAAGACAAGAGAGAUUAAGCUGGGAGCACAAGAGCUAGCUGAGCUAUUGGAACUCUUAGUAAGGACCUAUUAAUCUAGUAUUUAGCACUUGGAGUCUAUAGAUUUAGCAGCUAAAACUAAAUGGGAACAGAUUGGUGAAAGCUGUGAAAAUGCCCUGAGGUAGUCUAUAGCUAGGAUUAAUAAAGGAAAUGGUUAGAAACUGAGCUUUAUUGCAGAGUAACUUGCAAAUUGGACUCUUUGCAUAUACUUUCCUCUUUUCUCAAUUAUUCUAUAGGAAGUUGCAUGGUUUACACAUAAAAGUAAAUUUAUUGGUGUGCAUGUAUCUUUUCAAAUUAGUGUUUUUGUUUUGUUCGAAUAAAUACCCAGGAGUGGAA
Molecule: messenger RNA, 5568 nt
Organism: Globicephala melas (long-finned pilot whale)
Lineage: Eukaryota; Metazoa; Chordata; Mammalia; Artiodactyla; Delphinidae
Source: RefSeq, a predicted model, not a curated record